Populus nigra (black poplar) is the source of this 926-nucleotide messenger RNA. RefSeq lists its product as uncharacterized. The record is from RefSeq and is a predicted model, not a curated record. The transcript has a single exon. The coding region runs from base 213 to 656 and encodes 147 amino acids. Lineage: Eukaryota; Viridiplantae; Streptophyta; Magnoliopsida; Malpighiales; Salicaceae.
CAUUACCACUUAUGCUGAGAAUUACUUAAUAAAAUCUCCACUUUCCCACUAUAACCAUAUCCCAUUAGCAAUAUUCCACCCUCUCUCUCUCUCUCUCUCUCUCUCUCGGCCUCUCCAAAUAUCUGUUUUGUUCAAGCUAAGCCCUGUAAGCUAUAAGAAUAUAUGGUCAGACCAAAAUUAAUUCACAUCACAACACCAAACCCGCAGAUAAAAUGAGCUCAGUUUGCAUAUCAAACUGUGUCAAUGAUACGCGAGACCCACGGGUGCCUGUCCGAGCGAAUUAUGUGAACCUCUACAAGUGGCCGGAGCCUGAUGCUGAGCUCAUAAAAUCUGUCCGCCGUGUAGCUGGUCAUGGCUUGCAUGGCCACCCAAGAGUGGUGGACAGCAUCUCCUGCAGGCAGAUGUAUCUGAGGAGCUACACGUUUUCAAGAAAAGAAAGUAUGCCAGAGAAGACCAAGAAGUGCCUUGAGAGAGUGAAAGAGAAGGUGACUAGUCAUGGAAAGAAGAGAAAAGAUCAUCAAGUUAAGGGUGGUCGUAAAGGGAGGUGUUUGGUGUUUAGGGAAGUGAAGGAAAUAUCUUGCAGUGCCUUGUUUAGGGUCUUUCACAGGCUGUUGUCCUGUACUGCUACGGUAGAUGUCGUCGAACAAAAAGAUUAAUUAAGCUCCCUGACCAGUAACUAAUUUGAUGUGAUUAUUCACUUUCGUCCGUUUUCUUUGUCUUUUUUAUGCUUAAUGUUUGUUAAUUAGUGUGUUUUGUUUUUUGCUAUGAUCACUUUGCUGAAGGGAUGAAAAUGGGGGAACUGUGGAAGAAAUCAUGGGUCGGAUAUUUGCCUGUUUUGGUCAGAAAUCAUGGGAAUUUUGUCUAAUUUCGCAACUUUUUUUUAAUAUAUAUAUGGCAAUGAAGAAUAAUAUCUUAUUUUGCAUAUA